Messenger RNA from Talaromyces amestolkiae, 957 nucleotides. RefSeq lists its product as uncharacterized. Gene Ontology annotation, cellular component: mitochondrion. The record is from RefSeq and is a predicted model, not a curated record. The transcript is spliced from 2 exons. Gene Ontology annotation, molecular function: thiosulfate-cyanide sulfurtransferase activity. Lineage: Eukaryota; Fungi; Ascomycota; Eurotiomycetes; Eurotiales; Trichocomaceae. The coding region runs from base 1 to 957 and encodes 318 amino acids. Gene Ontology annotation, biological process: transsulfuration.
AUGACCCAGACACAGCAGAGGUUCAACUCCUUCUCGUCCUAUCUAGUUACCCCCCACGAACUCAACAACGCCUUGAAACAUUACCCCUCUAGCGAGAUUUCUACCGCGCCUAGAGUCGUCCCCCUCUGCGCAGCAUGGUUCAUGCCAAACGACCCCGAGGGACGUACAGGCAUUCAAGCAUUCCGCAAAAGCCACAUCCCGCAUUCACGAUUCUUUGAUAUCGAUGGCGUCAAAGACGAGGACUCACCUUAUCCUCACAUGCUUCCCACUAAGGAGCGUUUCGCCGAAGCAAUGAGCGAACUGGGCAUUCACCGUGAUGACGAAGUUGUUGUUUACGAUACGGCCGAGCAGGGCAUACUCAGUGCACCGCGUGUCGGCUGGACGCUACGUUUCUUUGGUCAUCCUAACGUGCACGUGCUUAACAACUUCAAACUGUGGGUGGAGCAGGGCUUACCUACGGAGUCGGGAGAUGCCAAACCGUUUACCAAGACAAAUUACCCAAUUCCGUCUUAUGACGUCGAUCGAGUAGUGCAUUUUCCCGAAAUGAAGGAGAUUGCAAAGGAUUACGGUAAAGAGGGGGCUGAUGAGGUUGAGAUCUUGGAUGCGAGACCGUAUGGCCGCUGGUCGGGUGAAUCUCCUGAGCCUCGUGCUGGGCUGUCUUCGGGUCAUAUGCCUGGUUCCAAGAGCGUGCCGUUUGGUGAACUUCUUGACCCCAAGACCAAAGCAUUUUUGUCUCCGGAAGAACUGCGCAAGGUGUUUGAGUCCAAGGGUGUCGAUCCAUCAAAGACCAUUAUUACUUCUUGUGGCUCUGGAGUGACUGCGGCGGUCAUUGAGGCUGCGCUUACUGUUGCCGAGUUUGGUGAUCCGGCGAAGCGACGGUUGUAUGAUGGAAGCUGGACUGAGUGGGCUCAACGGGUGACGGAAGACAGCGGUCUGAUCAAGAAGCUUACGACGUGA